Molecule: messenger RNA, 2800 nt
Organism: Coregonus clupeaformis (lake whitefish)
Lineage: Eukaryota; Metazoa; Chordata; Actinopteri; Salmoniformes; Salmonidae
Product: voltage-dependent anion-selective channel protein 2
Exons: 9
Coding region: 149-997 (282 amino acids)
Biological process (GO): monoatomic anion transmembrane transport
Cellular component (GO): mitochondrial outer membrane
Molecular function (GO): voltage-gated monoatomic anion channel activity
Source: RefSeq, a predicted model, not a curated record
GUCUCCUUCACUGUGCCCUACCUUUGCCAGGCCGGCAGAUGCUAAUUGUGAGAGCGCUAACGUACGCUAGUUUUGACAGGGUGAAGAAGGAACAGUGCUCAGACGCUUUGCAGAUAUCCAUCUCGCCUCACAACAUAAAAUCGGUGCAAUGGCUGUUCCUCCUUCAUACUCAGACCUGGGCAAGGCUGCCAAGGAUAUCUUCAGCAAGGGCUAUGGCUUCGGCAUCGUGAAGCUGGACCUGAAGACCAAGUCUCAGAGCGGAGUGAUGGAGUUCAACACGUCAGGUUCCAGUAACACAGACACAGGGAAGGCAGCUGGUAACCUGGAGACCAAGUACAAGAUGAAGGAGCUGGGCCUGAGCUUCAACCAGAAGUGGAACACUGACAACACCCUGGCUACAGAAGUCACUGUGGAGGACCAGCUUGCUCAGGGACUCAAGGUGGCUCUGGACACAUCCUUCGUACCAAACACAGGCAAAAAGAGUGGCAAGCUGAAGACUGGCUACAAGCGUGACUUCCUUAAUGUGGGCUGUGACGUCGACUUCGAGGGUCCCAUCAUCCACGCAGCCGCAGUGGUGGGCUAUGAGGGCUGGCUGGCCGGGUACCAGAUGGCCUUUGACACGGCCAAGUCCAAACUGGCCCAGAACAACUUCGCCCUGGGAUACAAGGCUGGAGACUUCCAGCUCCACACCAAUGUUAACGAUGGGACUGAGUUUGGAGGUUCUAUCUACCAGAAGGUGGAUGACCAGCUGGAGACGGCGGUCACUCUGGCCUGGACGGCCGGCAGCAACAACACACGCUUCGGCAUCGCAGCCAAAUACGCUCUGGACAAAGACGCUUCCCUGUCUGCCAAAGUGAACAACGCCAGCCUGAUUGGAGUCGGUUACACCCAGAGCCUCAGGCCAGGUGUGAAGGUGACUCUGUCAGCCCUGAUCGAUGGGAAGAACUUCAACACUGGCGGUCACAAGGUUGGCCUGGGCUUCGAGCUGGAGGCAUAGAGCAGGAACAAGACCCACCAACCAAGAGAAGAGCCCAGAACCAAUCACCCCCCCCAUUCCCAACCACAUCCUACCACAGCCCUUAUCCAAAACCAUCGUCAUGUAGCCUCUCCAUUCCUGCACCUCUCUGUCACACACACCGGAGCCCCUUUACACACACACACACAGAAAAACACACAUUAAGUGUUUUGGCAGGAAUAGUCAAACCCGUGGCAGCCAUGUCCGUCAUGACUAAAGUAACUAAAUAACCUGAAUGAAUACUGAGAGAGGGCGAGAGAGACAUUCUGUAAUGUCAUGGCCGUUAUAUUCUAGUCCUCUGGUUUAGAUAGUUAGAUACCACUACUGUUCAUCUUGUUUUAAAGGAAGUGUUUCAGUCUUAGAGGGGAAAGGCAGGCACAGAAGAUGGAUACCUCCCCUUUAACUGACGUUGUACAGGAACGCUGUGGCUAAGUUUUAUCACCUUACUGGUAACUGAAGAGUCACUAUUUGUUAUAUCACAGUAGGAGGUUGGCGGAGUAGUCUUUGGUAAACUUGUAGCUCAUGUAUGCUUAUGUACGUAUAUAUUCCCCUUCGUCAUUCAUUGUAAACAUGUCUGAAUGAAUAUCGGGAGUAGAACAGAAGGCUUAGUAAGAAUGGAAGCAUUUGAAGCCCAGUGUUCUCUUGGUAAAAAAAUAAGAGUGUCUGUCUUUCUUUUGUAUUGGUUUAAGUAUCAACUGUUGUUGUUGUGCUGUUGUCAGUCGUGGACCAUGGUAUCAGUUAAACCAGGUGUGAUUUAUGAUGUUUUAGUGAUUUUGGAUAUUAUGUACGACUUCAAUUGUAUGUUUUCAUAUCACGGACAUAAACCGUUGAGUUGGUUUUGGUCAGGCUGGGUGGAAAGAGACCGGUUAAAGCCAGAAGAAACAGGGUUGGAGUAAGACCUAUCUCAUUUCAGCCAAUUUCUAUUUCAAUUCCUAAUUUGACUGAACUGAGAUUUAAUUGAGCCCAACCUUGAAGGAAUCAACCAUUUCACCACCACUACUGUCUGCUGUUACUGUAACUGCACUGAACAAUAGAGGAGUCUGCAGGAGAGUUUGAGGAAGAUUUUAGCGAAGGACCUGUUAGGAGUAUUGUCAGCUGAAUGCAGUUUUACAUUCUAUGUUCCAAAACUCUAAAAUAUUUUCCUCUCCUUUGCUCUGUUGCCACGCUUCUGUAUAUGCCAGCUGGUAGGUGAAAAUAAUAUAGUGGAAUCUUCCAGUAGGUUAGAAUAGGUGGCAUUUCUACAGUGUUGCUUUCAUCUAUCUAGUUAAGAUCUGUGGUCAAAUGAAGAGGGACGUUGACAUGAUGCCAUUUGAGAGGAUUUUGAGCGACUCCGAAGUUAGAAUUUCUGUUCAGGGAUUCCGUUUAGUCUGUUUUAAAAUGAGAAUCUUGCGCCUGUUCUAAAAUGAGAAUCUUGGCGCAAUUCUAGAAUGUUGUUGUUGCUUUGGACCUACACCCCUUCCUGGCUGUCAUUGGUCCCGUCGGGAGCCAAUCAACACUCCCUGUCAUUCCCACUCUCUGUACAUAUUAUGCAUAUUCUCCUCUGAGUUUCAACACUCCUAUGGUCAGAAAACACUUGAAGGGAUCAUGUCAGAGGCCGUUGUGUAGAACUCAACUGUCCCCCUUUCCUUUACCAAGUCAUUAACCAGGUAUCUAUUUAUAUUUGUUUUCUUUCCAUUUGUUGGAAUUAUAAUUCUGAAUCUCUUUCAUUUUGUGUGUUUGGACACAGUACCAAAUUUUUUCCAACCUCAAGUAAUGGAAUUCUAAUAAAUAAACACAUUGACUUGA